AUGGGGGGCAAGAAGGGCGCCGAGAACACGAAGAAAGUAGCGGGAAACGCACGCAAAGCGGAAGCCGCAGCGCAGAAGCAAGCAGCAGUCGACGCGCGGAAGUCGGCCGAGGAAGCAGAAGAAUGGUCCAAGGGGGCAAAGGACGCCAAGAAGAAGCAAGAGGCAGCAGAGAAGGCAGCAGAGAAGGCAGCGAAGAAAGCCGAACGUGAGGCUUUGCUGGCCGAGGAAGAGAAGAGCCAGCGCAGCACACCCAAGGGUGCCAACAAGAAGACAGCCGAGAAAAAGACACGCACCGGCACUUUAGAUCUCGGCCAACUCGACGGCGAGCCGAGCGGAAACACCAAGGCCACUGCGAUCAGUGCCUCGGGUAUCGAUAAUGCACUUGACGCCCUGACCCUCACCACGGGGACGGCUAACGACCUCAAAAUCGACCGCCACCCGGAACGGCGGUUCAAGGCCGCCUACAAGGCUUACGAAGAACGCCGACUGCCGCAGAUCGAGGUCGAGCACCCGGGCCUGAGGAAACAGCAGCGUAUCGAGCUCGUGCGGAAGGAAUUCGAGAAGAGCGAGGAGAAUCCGUUCAACCAGGCCGGAAAUGUCCGAUUCGACGCGACCAAGGAUGAACUGGGCGAGACGAGGAGGAAGGUCAGGGAGAGUGUCGAGAAGAGGCUGGUUGAGAAAUGA
Molecule: messenger RNA, 684 nt
Organism: Capronia epimyces CBS 606.96
Lineage: Eukaryota; Fungi; Ascomycota; Eurotiomycetes; Chaetothyriales; Herpotrichiellaceae
Exons: 1
Coding region: 1-684 (227 amino acids)
Biological process (GO): transcription by RNA polymerase II
Cellular component (GO): nucleus
Molecular function (GO): transcription coactivator activity
Source: RefSeq, a predicted model, not a curated record